AUGGAUCCCAUAGCGGCUACCCAGCUGGCAGCGGAUGUAGCAGGCAUCUUCUUAAAAACCGUGAACACCGUUAAGGACAUUAUCGAGACGAUGAAGGGCGCCCGAGAGGCCCUCGUCGAGCUACUGAGUCGCUGCGAAAGGACUGCGGACGAGAUCCUGGGGUUUGUUCACAAGAUCGCGGAUGCCUCGAAGCACUCCGAAAUCUGGAUGAAGUUCAGCUGGGUUUUCUACAAGGCCGAUGUCACCGCGUUGGUCGGGAAGCUUGAGGCCCGUGAGAAGGACCUCAACCUUGUCCUAACUUUCAUUGCAGCUCAGUCCAGUGUGGUAACUGAGAAAGAGAUCAGUGCGAUGAAGGGCCGUGCUGAAGAAUGGGCACAAAUCACUGAAACCUUUGGCACGACUCAUUUGAGUCAAGACAGCAAUGAAUUGGUCUUGAAACAUUCUUCCGAGCAAGGGAAAAAGGGACAGGGCUCACACAGAGGAUCGCACAACGAUGGAAAGCAAGUGUCCCCCAAUGUGAUACAAAGCCAACCUUCUUCCGAUUCGACGAAACCAGCACUGUGGCUUGGAAACGUCGUCAAGACAGGCUUGGACCCGGCGUAUCUCAAAGAGAGAGCGCGGUUGUCCGACGCAGCAUAUUGGGGAGAUUGGCAUCAGUUGUUGUCUUCACUGGACACAGGGAGACGCCGCUUUGGCGAGUCGUGGUGUAAUUCUUUUCAUCUGAGAUCAGAAGACGAUUCCCACCGACUGAGCCUAUGGACUCCUUUGCACCAGGCGGCGUAUAUGAAUGCGCCGAAGAAGGUGGUAGAGAAACUUAUUCGACUAGGGGCUUUCAGAACCCUGCCGACUGCAAGAACCAAGGGCGAGUUCCGUUAUCAGGAUCUGACGGCUGUUGAGAUUGCCCGUGAAGUCGGAUACUCAGAUCUUUGGGACAUUCUCACUCCGGUUAUCCGUCAUUUCGUUCCUGCGAGGGUCCUAAUAGAUCUGGAACAAAAGCUCCAUGAACUGAUACACACCGAACUAGCUGGCUUUGCUCUUCCGAAGUACCUUCGUCUUCCUCAGCUGGUGGUGUUGACCGAGCUAGAGAAUCCGGAGAUGUGGUUUCCAAUCCAACCCCAAAGUCAGCACGGAAGAGGAUUCCUGUUUCGUUUGGACGGUCGAGAACUCGUGGUUCUGAGUGUAGGGAGGAGCCCUCCGAUGCCCAAGCAACUCUACCGUGUAUCGGCAACAGGCUGGACAGCGAUACAUGAUGCAGUUGUGUUUCGAAGAUAG
Aspergillus thermomutatus is the source of this 1272-nucleotide messenger RNA. RefSeq lists its product as uncharacterized. The transcript is spliced from 6 exons. The record is from RefSeq and is a predicted model, not a curated record. Bases 1 to 1272 code for a protein of 423 amino acids. Lineage: Eukaryota; Fungi; Ascomycota; Eurotiomycetes; Eurotiales; Aspergillaceae.